AUGGCCGGGCGGUGGAGGGAGCUGCACGGCAGCAACCACUGGGAGGGCCUGCUGGACCCGCUCGACUUGGACCUCCGGCGUUGCCUCAUCACCUACGGCGAGAUGAUCAUGGCCACGUACGAGGCGUUCAUCGGCGAGAGCCGGUCCCCGAACGCCGGGAUGUGCCGGUACCGCCGCGCCGACCUGUUCCGGCGCGUGGACGUGUCCCGCCCCAGGUGGUACGAGGCCACGCGGUACCUCUACGCCACGGCCAGCGCCGAGGUGCGCGGGAAGGUGCUCCUCCGGCCGCUCUGCCGGCAGCACCGAGCCAGGGAGUGCAACUGGAUGGGGUACGUCGCCGUGGCCACGGACGAGGGCGCCGCCGCGCUCGGGCGCAGGGACAUCGUCGUGGCGUGGCGCGGCACGCAGCGCGCGCUCGAGUGGCUGGCCGACCUCAAGCUCGCGCUCGCCUCGGCGGCGGGUAUCCUGGGUCCAGAGGGCGCCGGCGGCUCUGAUCCGUCGGUGCACCGCGGGUACCUGUCGCUUUACACGUCGGCCGACGAAGGUUCCAACCUGAGCAAGCAGAGCGCCAGAAUGCAGUUCAUAUCAUUUUAA
Messenger RNA from Miscanthus lutarioriparius, 594 nucleotides. The record is from the annotation of a GenBank genome assembly. Lineage: Eukaryota; Viridiplantae; Streptophyta; Magnoliopsida; Poales; Poaceae.